Molecule: messenger RNA, 1371 nt
Organism: Exophiala aquamarina CBS 119918
Lineage: Eukaryota; Fungi; Ascomycota; Eurotiomycetes; Chaetothyriales; Herpotrichiellaceae
Product: hexaprenyl pyrophosphate synthase, mitochondrial
Exons: 2
Coding region: 1-1371 (456 amino acids)
Biological process (GO): ubiquinone biosynthetic process; isoprenoid biosynthetic process
Cellular component (GO): transferase complex
Molecular function (GO): prenyltransferase activity
Source: RefSeq, a predicted model, not a curated record
AUGCACCCACGCCCCCGCGCGCGCCUGCGUCCGGCAGCCGCGGUCGUUUCAAGAACCACCAGCCCUGCCGUUUGUCCCUGGUGUCUAACAAGGCCCCAGUCUCCUCGAUUACAGAGUUCCAAGAGGCAUUUUUCCUCGUCACAAAGAGACCCUUCUGCGUGGGCAGCCGCGGUGUCGAAAAUCCAGAACACUGUCGCCGACAUAUUGCCCUCGCGGCCCUCUCCUACGAACAUCACCAUCGAUCCUCUGAGAAUUGUCGGCAAGGAACUGAGCUUUCUAAGUACAAAUAUUCGGCAACUGCUAGGAUCUGGACAUCCUGUGCUAGCUACGGUGGCCAAAUAUUACACUCAGAGUGAAGGCAAACAUGUCCGGCCGCUGCUCGUCCUGCUCAUGUCACAGGCUACGGCUUUUGCUGCAAAACAGCCUCGAUGUGAUGCCCAACCAUUCUCAAGAACCAGUAUAGACACCUCCAUCUCCUCUCCCUCGGUUCUCGUCGAUAAAAACCCGGAUCAUCCCUUCUCGCCCCUCACUGAGCCAAAUGAUGCUCAGUACGCUUUUCCAAAUGACACUACUAUUCUUCCCGCUCAAAGACGACUGGCCGAGAUCACAGAGCUCAUUCACACCGCCUCGUUGCUCCAUGAUGACGUGAUAGACCAUUCCACAACGCGCCGCUCCGCCCCAUCCGCCAAUACAACUUUUGGCAACAAGAUGGCUGUUCUCGCAGGUGAUUUUAUGCUCGGCCGUGCAUCGGUGGCCCUUGCGCGCUUAAGAGAUCCCGAAGUAAUCGAGCUGUUGGCCACUGUCAUCGCCAAUCUGGUGGAAGGCGAGUUCAUGCAAUUGAAGAAUACCGCUUCUGACGAGAAGAAUCCCGCCUGGAGCGAGCAGACCAUCACAUAUUACCUUCAGAAAACAUAUCUUAAGUCGGCAAGCUUAAUCAGUAAAAGCUGCCGUGCUGCGGCGCUCCUGGGUGAAUGUGCGCCCAACGUUGUAGAGGCCGCCUACCAGUAUGGCAAAAAUUUAGGCCUGGCCUUUCAGUUGGUCGAUGACAUGCUUGAUUAUACAAUAAGCGGUCAGGAGUUAGGAAAGCCCGCCGGUGCAGAUCUUGAAUUAGGACUUGCGACCGCUCCUUUACUAUUCGCCUGGAGAAGCCAUCCAGAACUAGGCCAAUUAGUUGGAAGGAAAUUUUCACGGGAAGGAGAUGUACAAAAGGCUAGGGACAUUGUAAACAACAGUGACGGCUUGGAGCAAACACGUGCUCUGGCCCAAGAAUAUGCCGAUAAGGCAAUCGCAUCCAUCAGCAUCCUGCCUUCGGGCGAAGCCAAAGAUGGCUUGCAGGAGAUGGCUGUUAAAGUCAUGAAGCGCCGGAAAUGA